UUUAUGAACCAUAUAUGGACCCGGUUUGGUUUUCUAGAAAAUGAACCGUUUCAUUUUUAUUGCAAUUAGUUUUAUUUUGUUGAAGGGGGUAGUCACUGGAAAACUGAGAAUGAGUGCAAGUAAUUUAGUAGCAGAAAAAGUGUGGAAGGAAAUUGAAUCAACCCAAACAGUGAAUGAUGAUCAACUUUAUAUUUUACAUUUUUUGUUUGGUAAGAACUUUGAAGGAGCUAGUAGAAUAGUGGAUCAAAGAGGUGCGAAGAGGAUUUCUGGUGAACCAAGUGGAAGGUUUAUCUUUCAGGUUACAGGGGAAUCGCGGAAAAAAGACCAAUAUCUGUGUUUUGCAGAAAACUUUUGUGCAUCUUUCUUCUAUGAUGUUGUCAACAGAGGGGAACAACUAUGUUGUAAACAUCAAUUAGCUGCGAGGCUUGCUGCAUCGUUGGGAUCGUACGUCGAAGUUAAGAAUCUUAUCUCAGGGAAGACAAUUGGAGUUACUAAAGAAAAGGGACGGUUGUACUACCUAUCUAAUGAACCAAAUUGUUCGAAGGUGUUGGCUUCCUACUUGCAGACUGAGUCUUCGGUGUCCUCUUCUCAUUCUGCCGCAUAAAUUUGGCUUCAACACAAGUGUCUUGGUCAUCCACCAUUCUCUUUAGUUAAUUGUAUGUUUCCUUCUUUAUUUUUACAACAUUUAGUUGAGUGUUUUAAAUGUGAUGUUUGUGAGUUAGCUAAUCAUCACCGUAUCUCUUUUACUUCUAA
Messenger RNA from Vicia villosa (hairy vetch), 753 nucleotides. RefSeq lists its product as uncharacterized. The coding region runs from base 41 to 604 and encodes 187 amino acids. Gene Ontology annotation, cellular component: Shu complex. Gene Ontology annotation, biological process: double-strand break repair via homologous recombination. The transcript is spliced from 6 exons. NCBI's taxonomy places the organism in Eukaryota, Viridiplantae, Streptophyta, Magnoliopsida, Fabales, Fabaceae. The record is from RefSeq and is a predicted model, not a curated record.